Messenger RNA from Ruditapes philippinarum (Manila clam), 1024 nucleotides. RefSeq lists its product as uncharacterized. NCBI's taxonomy places the organism in Eukaryota, Metazoa, Mollusca, Bivalvia, Venerida, Veneridae. The annotation marks the transcript as partial. The transcript is spliced from 8 exons. The record is from RefSeq and is a predicted model, not a curated record.
CUUUCGGAUGAGACUUUAAGUCGUGGUCCUGUGUACGAGUGCUUAAACUUGAAACAUUUAGAACAUCGAUUCGAUAAUCAGAAUCUGAAAUCGUGAUGCCGAUUCAUUUUCAUUCGAUUGCAAAUUUGGAAAAUAUAACAACUAAAAGUCAUUGAUAUCUUAUUAUUUAAAGUGGAAUCUUUAAAGGAGAACAAACAGGAUCCCCACCGUCACUAUCGUGACAGUUACGAGGACCACUCAAACGGGGCAAGUGGUGUAUAUAACCGUGGUUACGCCCCUUGCCAGUGGGGUUACUGGUCUUCGGACAAUAUGGCUUAUGCCAGACAAGAUGACGCCUUUUAUUCCAUCCAAGAUGACCGUUCCCGAGGUCGAGGACGAGGUCACUAUGCAGGAAAUAUGUUUGAUAACGCCGGUUAUCAUGGUUACAAACAAGGAAUUAGUGGAGGAGGCAGUUAUAAAUUAAAACCACUGUCCAACACUAAUGGGUUUUCGGAAUACCCAGGGGAAGGAUCGGCCAAAAGUUCCCGACGAUGUUGUGUUGUCAUGGCAGUCGUCGGGAUGAUGUUUCUUUUAGGAGCCGCCUUGGCAAUCGGAAUUUAUUUUGGUGUUGUAGAUAAACCAGAGUCCUUACGAGACCCGGAUAUAACCACGACGACUGUAGCGCCGGCGCCAGCGUUGUCUGUGGAUAUGUCGUUGACGAUAGAUCGGACUUUUGACACGGACCUGUACAACCCUGAUUCUCAAACUUAUAAAGACCUUGAGACUGAGGUCAAGGAGAAGAUUGAUCAGAAUAUGAAAAACAGUCCACAAGGUGACAGUUAUUCUGAGGCUGAGGUUUUAGGAUUCAGUCAAGGUAGCAUUGUUGUUUUAACGAGGUUAAAAUUUGCGAAGAAAACAGUAGUGGAGAACAAUGUUGAGGUAGAAUUAACUCCUGAAAAGAUUAUAACCACGUUUAAAGAUCAGUUAGACCAGUCUAACACCGUUCUGUUUGUCAAAGAUCAAAUCACAGCCAAAAUAAGCACAG